Messenger RNA from Lepus europaeus (European hare), 1456 nucleotides. It is a transcript of the gene C2H21orf91, whose product is annotated as chromosome 2 C21orf91 homolog. Lineage: Eukaryota; Metazoa; Chordata; Mammalia; Lagomorpha; Leporidae. The transcript is spliced from 5 exons. The record is from RefSeq and is a predicted model, not a curated record. Bases 207 to 1100 code for a protein of 297 amino acids.
AGUGUCCCCAGCAAGUCGUCUCCCCCGGAUUCAACAGCGUUAAAUUGGUUGACCCAGUCCAGCAGCUGAAAAGGCCUAGCUGCUAAUCUCCCUUCUGUGCCAGAAAGUCUGUAUCGGGGGCGGAGGAGGAGGACUAGGACUUGCAAACCUCUUGCUGUCCAGUUCCCGAGACCAAACGAAAUACGCGACCAAAAAGAAAGGGCACUAUGAACGAAGAGGAGCAGUUUGUAAACAUUGAUCUAAAUGAUGACAACAUCUGCAGUGUUUGUAAACUGGGAACAGACAAAGAAACACUCUCCUUCUGCCACAUUUGUUUUGAGUUAAACAUUGAGGGAGUACCAAAAUCUAAUCUCUUACACACCAAAUCAUUAAGGGGCCAUAAAGACUGCUUUGAAAAAUACCAUUUAAUUGCAAACCAGGAUUGUCCUCGAUCUAAGCUUUCAAAAAGUACUUAUGAAGAGGUUAAAACUAUUUUCAGCAAGAAAAUAAACUGGAUUGUUCAGUAUGCACAAAAUAAGGAUCUGGAUUCAGAUUCUGAAUGUUCUAAAACCCCUCAACAUCAUCUGUUUAAUUUCAGGCAUAAGCCAGAUAAAAAAUUACUCCCACAGUUUGAUUCCCAAGUACCAAAGUAUUCUGCAAGAUGGAUAGAUGGAAGUACAGGUGGCAACUCAAACUGCACUCAGAGAAUUUUGGAUCAGAGGGAACAUACAGACUUUGGGCUUGCUAUGUUACAAGGCGCAGGUGCCACAAUAUGCCAUAACAAUGUAUUGUGGCCUCAUGGGCAUACCCAGGCACAGAAGAAAGAAGAGACCAUCUCUAGUCCAGAGGCUGAUGUCCAAACUCAGCAUCUACAUUACAGCAGAGAGGAAUUGAAUUCGAUGUCUUUUGGUGAGGUAGAACAACUGAAUGCAAAGCUCCAACAGCAAAUCCAAGAAGUUUUUGAAGAGCUAACACAUCAAGUGCAAGAAAAAGAUUCUUUGGCCUCAGAGCUCCAUGUCCGCCAUGUUGCCAUUGAACAGCUUCUCAAGAACUAUUCCAAAUUACCAUGUCUGCAAGUGGGACGAACAGGAAUGAAGUCACACCUACCCAUAAACAACUAACUUCACACCUACCCAUAAACACUUCCGAAAGAAAGUUAUGGUCAAUUUUUUAUGGUCAUUAAAUUUGCAAAACAAGGCACUAUUUAACAUCUAUGUCAAAUAAAGCAGAUCAUUAUACUCUAGUCUUCUAAUCAUUUAACUUCAUUUUGAGAAUCUUUCCUGAAAGUACUAAAUACUCCCCUUACCUUUAACCACAUGUGACUACUUAAAAAUACUGUUAGUAUGAUUUUAGUAAACAUAUUUUAAUGUAAUUCACCUGUCAAAACAACAGAAGAUUAACUAGCUUCUUUUAUUCUGGACUACUAAAAAUAAUUUUUAAGAGGGAAAUGGAAUUCAUAAUGUCACCUCUUAUUUAU